AUGGACAACGUUGUUGGCCAGGAAAAUACUCGAAACAAUGUGGCGGAGGAAGAGGUAAUUUUAUGUAAAAAUGAACAAAAGGACGCGGGGGAGAGGAAUGAAGUCGUUGAAGGAGAGGAUUCAAUACUUGAUAAUAAGAACUCAUCAACAGCGACGCAAAAGGACGUUGCUGUAGGUGACCAAAGUAACACAACGGAUGUUUCAGCAAGUGCACCGACAGACAUAUCAACUUCACCGAAAAACAGUUUAGAAACCUUACAAUCAACCCCAACCUCAACAUCUGACCCAUAUAAAACGAACAGCUUGGUUUUUAAUAAACACGAGAUUCUCGUUACCUCAGAUUCACAAACCCACUCUCAUUAUUUAGAUACAGAUAUUGAUCCAAACAACCUUUCAGAGAUUGACGAAAACGGAAUGAUAGCCUUACAAGUUGUCGAAAAGAAAAGCACAAAUCCAUCACCAUCCGAUACAUUAACAUCGACAAUAAAUGCAUCUAAAAUAAUAACGCCAAAACGGAUUAUUCGAAUAGAAAGAGAUUAUUCUCGUGGAGAGUUGUGUCAGUUCCGUACAACUUUUCCAACAGAAAUUGAUGGACGG
Dentiscutata heterogama is the source of this 597-nucleotide messenger RNA. Lineage: Eukaryota; Fungi; Glomeromycota; Glomeromycetes; Diversisporales; Gigasporaceae. The record is from the annotation of a GenBank genome assembly.